CAAGUAUUCAAAUUUGGUCGUCUCGAGAGAUCAAUCAACUGCAGUUUCGCGUAGCGAUAGUAAGGAAGAUAAUAGUAAAAAUGUACCGUUUCGACUACAGGAUGGUAGAAGGUCCACCCCUGCACUAUUACCACCCUUAUACAGCCCUGGAUGUGGAAGACCGUUUCCCGAAUUUUCGCCUGUUCGAAACUUAUUCCACCAGGACGGAAAUGAACGAAGAAAUACUGAUGCCCGCCUCUCCAAACAGUACACAGAGUGACAGUGAAAAUUCCGUAUCGAGCAUCGAAAUCCCUCAAAAAGAACUCCGCCUCCCCAGCAUAAUAAAAACCCACGAAAAAUCGGACGUCCAAUGCCGUUGGAGAUCGUGCGGCAUAUUUUUCUCCUCUUUGGAUCAAUUAGCCAACCACGUGUCAAACGCACACGCCGCCAGUGGCCUAGGGGGGUUGUUCUAUUGUGACUGGGAAGGAUGCACAAGAAAUAACAAAGGAUUCAAUGCCAGAUACAAAAUGUUGGUGCACGUUAGAACUCACACUAACGAGAAACCCCACAAAUGUUUCCAGUGCGACAAGUCCUUCUCCCGAGCAGAAAACCUCAAAAUCCACUCCAGAUCGCACAGCGGAGAAAAACCCUACGCCUGCCCCAUGCCGGGUUGCACCAAGGCCUACUCCAACUCCAGCGACAGGUUCAAGCACACCAGGACCCACCAGGUGGACAAGCCCUACCAGUGCAAGGUCCCAGGCUGUCCUAAGCGCUAUACCGACCCUAGCAGCCUGAGGAAGCACGUGAAGACCUACAAGCACUUCGUCAACGAGAGGGACUUGGAAGCUACCAGGCCUAGUGAGACCAGGGUGGAAGAGGUCUUGACGGAGUCUCAGCCCUUGUACAGGGAGAAUGUGAUCAGGCAUCCUUGCGAUUGCAACAGGGUGUGUUGUGUUACGAACUGUUUGAGGAGUUCGCCCGAGUUCUUCAAGAUCGGGUCGUUUAUCGACGUGAAGAGUAGGGAUGAUGGGUUGAGUACGUGGAAUCGAUACAUAGAACCUCAUAUUGGCAGUCAAGUUGGUGGGUACGAGGAAGAUAUGCAAGUUGAUGUACCUUUGGAUCUGAAUCGUACAGCGGCGAAAAACCCUACGCCAGGUUGCACCAAGGCCAACUCUAACUCUAGCGACAGGUUGAAGCACACCAGGAACAACCAGGUAGACAAGCCCUACCAGUGCAAGGUCCCAGGCUGCCCUAAGCACUACACCGACCCCAGGAGCCUGAGAGAGCACGUGAAGACCUACAAGCACUUCGUCAACGAGAGGGACUUGGAAGCUACCAGGCCUCCGAGACCAGGGCCAAAGAUGGUGUGUUGUGUUACGAACUGUUUGAGGAGUUCGCCCGAGUUCUUCAAGAUCGGGUCGUUUAUCGACGUGAAGAGUAGGGAUGAUGGGUUGAGUACGUGGAAUCGAUACAUAGAACCUCAUAUUGGCAGUCAAGUUGCCUUAGGAAUCGUGAAGACAUACAAGCAUUUCGUCUACGAUAAUGACAACAGGAGGAACCUGGAAGCUACUAGGCCUAGUGAAGAGGUCUGGACAGGGUCUCAGCCCUUGUACAGGAAGAACAGGUCGCCCGACUAUUUUAAAUUCGGGUCUUUUAUCGACGUGCAGGGUGGGGAUGAUAUUUUGAGUACGUGGAAUCGAUACACUGAUCCUCAAAUUGGCCAAGCUGGUGGGUACGAGGAAGAUAUGCAAUUCGAUUUACCUUUAGAUUUGAGUUUGUAUAGGAGAGAUAUUUGA
Molecule: messenger RNA, 1775 nt
Organism: Phaedon cochleariae (mustard beetle)
Lineage: Eukaryota; Metazoa; Arthropoda; Insecta; Coleoptera; Chrysomelidae
Source: the annotation of a GenBank genome assembly